Messenger RNA from Nicotiana attenuata, 1635 nucleotides. RefSeq lists its product as uncharacterized. The record is from RefSeq and is a predicted model, not a curated record. The transcript has 2 exons. Lineage: Eukaryota; Viridiplantae; Streptophyta; Magnoliopsida; Solanales; Solanaceae. Bases 516 to 1031 code for a protein of 171 amino acids.
CCACUCAAAAUUAGGGACAAGAUUAAAUAACCCCUCAUUCUUCUUUAUAAAGGAGGGGGGGGAGAACAAAAAUUGAGGCGAUAAAAAUAGAGAGAACGGACAAAUACAGAAAACACGAAAAGGAGGGAUCUUUUUCUUUGCUAAGUUUCAGCGCCGCAAGACUGGAAAGAAUUCCUUUUUUCAUUGUAAAAAAAAAAGCUUCAUGCCAACAUCUUCAUAAGUUUUCCUUCUUGACCAAGAUCUAGAUACCAUGAUUACACCAUAGCAAAAAAAAUACUUAAUUGAAAACACUUCCAAGCUGCCUUCAUUUUUUUUGAGUCGAGUUCAUCGUAGGAUUGUGUUUCGAGUCGAGGUCCUCUAACCAUUUUUCUCCGACGAGGUUGCUGAUCGAGUUUCCGGAAAGGCCUAGUUGAAUCGUUGAAAUACAUAAGCUCAAGAACAGAGUGUUGUCUUAGGAACAAAAUUGUUGUAAAAGCUGCUGCCUUUGGCGAUACUUUUCUAAUGGCAAAUAUAUAAUGGUCCGAUCCAGAGGUGGAAGCGAUAAACCUAAAGGGAGGGCAGAAUCCUCCUGUGGCAGGGGAAAAAGGAAAACCAAGAUACCACUAGCAGUCCAAAAAUCAAUUGGAAAGAUGCGAGCUGCAAUAAAAGCUGCGGAUAGAGCAGCGGACCACUCAGAUACGAGUGAGUACGUUCCUUCCCAAGAAACUUCGGAAGGGGACUCUGUGCCUACUCAUGUCCCAGAUUUCCUGGAGAAAUUUCGAUUGGUGGAUGUACCCACCUCCUCUACUGAGUCGUCUAAUGACUCAGAGGAAGGUAGUGAGGCGUCGGGAUCAUCUUCCCCACCUGCUGCAACUCCGGCCUCACCAGCUGCCCCUGCCCCUACUGAUAUUGAUGCUACCGAGGUCCCGGAUAAUGGGAGAGGGGGUGAUACUAUUGUUGGGGGAUUGGAAAGGUCAAGAAAAUCGGAGGUGUGGCAGCUUCGAUUUGUCAGUGAAAAAGCCUACCACAAAUUCCGGGAAUGGUGGCCAUAGAGGUCGCUCACCCUUGAGAGGCAAUUCAUAGAAAGAGAUCUUCUACUCUACAAUCCCAAUAUGAAGAGGUAAUUUGAUGAAAGAGUGGGGCGGAAAUUCUUCACCAGUAAGAUGCUGGAGGCUAAUGGGCACUUAGUCAAAGAGUUCUACGCCAAUGUUGCCCACAUCAAAAAGGGCACCUAUGUGACUAAGGAUCGGAACAGGAAGAUCAGAUUUGAUGGCAAGAAACUGAACACAUAUGCCGGGUUCGAUGAUGGGGACAAAUCCCUAAACUUGGAGAAGGUGGCUUUAGAUGAGGCAGCCCGUCCAUGGCUCGCGGAGGUGAUAGCCAUCCACGGGACAACACCGGCUUGGCUUACACCUGGGUUCCAAAUAGCUAGAAACACUCUGAGCUUUGAAGCGAAAGGGUGGUGUACAUUUGUUUGCAGCCGGCUAGACCCAUCCCAGCAUGACAGUGAUAUCCCAGUCUCCCGGCCAAUUGUUGUGGCUUCUAUUAUGACGGGGUACCCGAAAAAUAUGGGAAAUAUCAUGUCAAGAAACAUCACCUGUCACGACCCAAAAUCCAUUAAAGGUUGUGAUGGCGCCGGACACCACUGUCAGGCAA